Lytechinus variegatus (green sea urchin) is the source of this 3511-nucleotide messenger RNA. Its product is annotated as protein O-mannosyl-transferase TMTC4-like. Gene Ontology annotation, biological process: endoplasmic reticulum unfolded protein response; protein O-linked glycosylation via mannose. The transcript has 19 exons. The record is from RefSeq and is a predicted model, not a curated record. Bases 268 to 2883 code for a protein of 871 amino acids. Gene Ontology annotation, molecular function: mannosyltransferase activity; protein binding. Gene Ontology annotation, cellular component: endoplasmic reticulum. NCBI's taxonomy places the organism in Eukaryota, Metazoa, Echinodermata, Echinoidea, Temnopleuroida, Toxopneustidae.
AUUCAAUAGAGAAGUAGACGCCAACAGAAACUGUGGGAGCAGACUCAGACGAGUGAAAGACCUUCAAAAGCGCUUAAAUAGGCAGAAAAGACAUUGGCUGCAAUGUCAUCUCUCUGACGGGGAACCUUACUUUCAUCUUCUGUUACUUCUCAGCAAAAGUUGGCCAACUGUUGGAUUCACAUGGUGAGAUCAAGAAAAUCUCUUCAAAUCAGUAUGAGUUGAAAGAGUUUCUCAACCUGCCAUGAAACCUCAUCUCUGAAUUCAAACAUGCGUAGCGCCAACAACAACAAUGCAUUUGGGACGCAGUCAACAAUCCAGACUUCCGCAAGGCAGCGAGCAUCGCAGAAGAAACAGAAGAUUGGUCAGGACUCCGGAGAACGGUCUAAGAACCAGUUGACCCAAGGUUCUAGAGCCAGUGAUAAUGCCGGGACGUGCUUGCCUUUGGACUCUUCUGUCCCAGUUCCUGCGCUGUCCUUCCUCACCUCCGCAUUUCUUGUUGCGUUGUUAAGCAUCGGGACUUACUGGAACAGUCGCAAGGGUGACUUUGUCUUUGAUGACCUUGAGGCGAUCAUCAAGAACCAGGAUGUGAAGCCGGAGACACUGCUCUGGAAGCUUUUCAAGCACGACUUCUGGGGCCGGGACAUCGAGCUGAAGGAGAGCCAUAAGUCCUACAGGCCUCUCACUGUUCUCACUUUCAGGAUCAACUAUUACCUAGCUGGAGGUCUUCAUCCAUGGGGCUUCCAUCUUGUGAACAUAUUCCUCAAUGCCGCUGUGAGUGUGUUGGUCUUGCCUGUGUCCUCCACACUUCUUGCAGUGGUGACAGAUGCUGGAAAAGGGGUUGAUGGACGAUUCAUGGAAUGUCCAGGAGCCAGCUUCUUGUGUGCAAUACUCUUUGCUGUUCAUCCGAUUCAUACUGAAAAUGUUGCUGGUGUGGUUGGACGAGCAGAUCUUUUAUGUGCCUUGUUUUUCUUCAUGUCUUUCCUUGCGUAUUCAAAUGUUUGCAAAAAUGAUUCUUCUUGCCUCAAUUCAUCUCAUCUGUAUUCAAUUUUUGGUCUUGUACCCAGCAUGGUAUUGUGUGCACUGGCAAUGCUCUGCAAAGAGCAGGGCAUUACAGUUAUAGGAAUCUGUAGUGUGUAUGACAUCAUCAUCAACUGCGGUAUUGACCCAAUCUUAGCAUUAUCUACCACCUACGCAACUCUAAAGCGCCAUCAUGUGUUGCCAUCUAUUCGGCUUGUCUUCUGUUCUCCGGAAUUAAGAUGGCUGAGAAAAUUACUACUCAGACACAUUAUUCUUGUCACUACAGCUGUUGUACUUUUAUUAACCAGAUUUUUCAUCAUGGGGAGUGGGAUUCCGUCCUUUCAACAAGUUGAUAAUCCAGCUUCAUUUCUUGAUAGUAUCUGGAUAAGGAUGAUCAAUUACAGCUACAUCUACUCCUUGAAUGCCUGGCUUCUUUUUAAUCCAUGGUGGUUGUGUUUUGAUUGGUCAAUGGGUUGCAUUCCUGUAAUCCAAACACCCCUUGAUCCUAGAGUGGUUGCUCCCAUUGUCUUCUGGAUAACAAUGGGUGCCAUUUUGCUUUAUUGUUUAUUUGGACCAGACCAUUAUGAAAGAAGAGUUCUGACUGUUUCCAUAUCUGCAGUGAUCAUUCCUUUCCUCCCAGCAUCUAAUAUCUUCUUCAGGGUGGGGUUUGUCAUUGCUGAACGUGUCCUCUACCUACCGAGUCUGGGAUUCUGUUUACUAGUUGUCAUGGGAACCAGACAUCUUUGUGUGAAUGCAACCCCUAUCAUGAAGAGAGCUAUCCAAGGUCUUCUCUUGACUUUGUUUGUCUGUCAUGUGACCUGCUGUUACCAUAGAAACAAUGAAUGGUUGACCGAGAGACAGCUCUACCAGUCUGGGCUCAGAGUAUGUCCUGGAAAUGCUAAGGUUCACUACAACAUUGGCAAGAGUGCAGCAGAUGCAGGUCAUACACAAGAAGCUAUUGAUGCAUACAGAGAGGCCAUAAGGCUUCAUCCCGAUUACGACCAAGCUCUGAACAAUCUGGGUAACAUCUUAAGAGAUUUGAAUCAGACAGAAGAAGCGUACACCCUCAUUUCAAAAGCUGUCCACAUCAGACCAACCUUUGCUGCUGCCUGGAUGAACCAUGGCAUUGUCCAAGCGACCUUGAAGAAAUAUCAGGAGGCAGAAGUCAGCUAUCUGACGGCUCUCAAACAUCGAAAACAUUAUCCUGAUUGCUACUUCAACUUGGGAAAUUUGUACUUAGUACUAGGCCGCACCGACCAGGCUAUAUCUGCAUGGCUGAAUGCUACAUCAUUGCUUAACACACACGCUGAAGCCUGGAGUAACACUCUGCUACUUCUUGAUAACCUAGUAUUUAUUCCCACAUGGAUGUGUGCAUGCUCUCCAUAUUUAGCCAGCAGAGUAUAUUCUUUGAUAAUGAUAAUGUUACAACCACAGUAUUUAGAAACGAAGCAGUGGAUGCUAGCAGUGAAGGGAUGGGAGAGUGCUAUCACUCACAAACUAGAUCAUUCCCGGGCUUGGUCCAACAUUCUGACAUUGUAUGAUGAUCUGGGUCAAUAUAACACUGCUGUAUCAGUAGGACAGGAAGCCUUGAGGCAUGUCAAAGAUGAUCCUCAAAUCUACUACGCUAUUGGCAAUGUAUUAGGCAAGAUGGAAAGAUAUAAGGAAGCGGAGGAGAUGUACCUUCAAGCCAUCCACUACAAACCGGAUGUUGCUCGUUACCAUGGCAACCUUGGUGUUCUUUAUCACCGAUGGGGAAAGCUAGAGGAGGCCUACCAUCAGUACCAGAGGUCGCUGACCCUUGACCCCUCUUCAGAGGUCAUGGAAGAUAAUUUGAGAAAGCUUGGGAGGAAGUUGAAAAAGGGAUGAAUCGUGUUAAUUUCCCAAAUUCAGAUCAGUUUCCUCGAGCGAAGGGUUUGUACAGCAAACUCAGUGUGAAUGUUAUGACAUUGUUUGUUAGGAUGUGAAGAAAGAAUAUAUUUGCUCAGAAAUAUUUGAUUAUGAAAUGUUAAAUGAUGUCCACAGAAUAUUGGUUUGCAAGUGAAACACACACACAGAACUAUUUAUUACCUUUAAUAAAGUAAGAUACUGGAGAUAAAUAUAAUAGAACACAUAUUUACACAGAAAAUAUAUUGGCUUGUAUGUGAUGAUGUUUUGAGCUAUUUGAGAGUAGAAACAACUAGUAUUCUCUGUCUACACUGAUCUGUUAUAAUUGUAGACAUAUGAUGUGGUUUGUUAUUGGCAAGAAUCAUGGGCGGAAAUCCCAGGGGGGACACGGGGGUCACGUCCCCCCCUACCCAAAAUAGUAGAGGGGACACAAUAUCAAAUGUCCCCCCCCCCCCACUAAUUUUGGUCUUUCAUGAUGGAGCAGAAUACAUAAUUUCACAAUCGAAAUAAUGCAUGUAUUUUGGACUAAAUGACCUAUUUUGGGCGAAAGCCUUUUUUUUUCUUGUCAAAUUGUUUUGAUUAAAAUCACCUUUCAUUGUUGGGUGAUUAC